AUGUCGAGUGAUGAUAAAAAUAAAUCUAGUGACCCCAAGAAUGAGCCCAAGAACUGUGAUCCCAGAUGUGAACAAAAGUGUGAGGCCAAAUGCCAACCCAGCUGUUUAAAGAAGCUUCUGCAACGGUGCUCUGAGAAGUGUCCACGGGAGAAGUGCCCACCACCACCAAAGUGCCCACCAUGCCCCUCGCUGUGCCCCCCACCGUGCCCUCCUCCAUGCCCAGCUCCCUCCCCUCCCAAGCCCUGUGCCAAGCCCUGUCCUCCUAAAUGCCCACCACCCUGCCCACCCCCAGAGUGA
This is a messenger RNA of Puma concolor (puma), 297 nucleotides long. RefSeq lists its product as uncharacterized. The record is from RefSeq and is a predicted model, not a curated record. Lineage: Eukaryota; Metazoa; Chordata; Mammalia; Carnivora; Felidae.